This is a messenger RNA of Stereum hirsutum FP-91666 SS1, 5091 nucleotides long. RefSeq names its product CNH-domain-containing protein. Gene Ontology annotation, molecular function: guanyl-nucleotide exchange factor activity. Lineage: Eukaryota; Fungi; Basidiomycota; Agaricomycetes; Russulales; Stereaceae. The transcript is spliced from 11 exons. The coding region runs from base 827 to 4495 and encodes 1222 amino acids. Gene Ontology annotation, biological process: intracellular signal transduction. The record is from RefSeq and is a predicted model, not a curated record.
CCAGCCGCCACAGAACAACAGGCAGUCGUACUACGCCGCACCGUCCCCUCAGCCGUCCCAGUACGCCUACCAGAGCUAUCCACCGCCCUACAGAGGCCAGCCCUACGCCCAUCUCACCUCCCCCUCCGUCCACACCCAGUCCAUAACCAGCAACCACAACCCCGGCAUCAUCGUCCCACAGCCAGACCCACCCCCAGACGCCAGCCUCGAGUCCCUCACCCGCGCAGGUCUUACUCCCGCACAGGCGUACCAGGCUCAGGUCUACCUCAACAGUCCCAUCGGCCAGCAGCAGAACAGAUACAGCCCCGCAUCGUCCAGCAUCCAUCACGGAGACUCCCCUCCCCACGUGCCCUCAAUCGCCACAGACAACGGUCGGCUAGGCAUUGAUUUCGACUCGGACAGCCCGACGACCACAAACGGUGACGGAUCCUGGCAGAACGACUCGUAUUACUCGCGUGGAAACCAAUCACUAGGAGCGCAGGGUUACUAUCAGUCCCAGCAACAGUACCAGCCCGAUGCCGCUUCGCUCCGUUCCUCGACCGGUUCCGACCUCGUGGCAUCCUCUUCUCGGCCAUACCCCCUCCAGCUCGACACCGCACGGCUCAACGCACCACAGCACCAACAGGCCGUAGGCGCCUCUCCAGCCUCCUCGAACUUCGUCGACAUCUCUACCAACCCUUCGACCGCCACCUCCGCCUCGACCGCCGCCGCCGCCGCUCCCACUACAGCGACCACGAACGGCUCAAGACGCUCUUCUGACUCUUCACGCUCGAGACCUGGUGUGCUCCUCCUUCGUGAUCGUUCUUCCGCAGAUCGGACUCGGUCGAUGUCCGUAGGUCAGGGCCGAGCGGCAGAAGCGGCCGUAGGGCCAGGUUUACCCUCACCUACGCCUUCCGCGCGAGCGAGCCAGAAACCGACGCUCCCUCCGCUCCCUGGGUCGAGCUCUAUCAUCUCCACAAACACGCUCAACUCCUCCUCAAACACCGCACGCCCACAUUCCUCCCAUUCACAUCCCCACCAUCCAAAAUCCGACAAACCACGACGGACGCCAAUCGUCUACCCCGCGCUGCUCUCCCGCGUCGCCGAGGCGUUCCGGGCGCGGAUUCAGCUCAUGGAUCGCGUGAAGGAUGGGCUGACGUACAAGGAGGCGUUCGACGGACGACAGGCGGUGGACAAGAUCGCGUAUAUCAUCAAGACGACGGAUCGGAAUUUGGCGCUGUUGCUCGGCCGGGCGUUGGACGCGCAGAAGUUCUUUCAUGCGGUGACUUAUGAUCAUCGCCUACGGGACUCGGCGACGGACGUGUAUCAGUUCCAGACGCGCUUGCCGAGCCCGUUCACGAGCGGGGAGUUGGCAGGUUUAGGAGACAAUGGAGGCGGGAGCGGCGUGAAUGGGGAAGGGGAAGGAGACGGGGGGAGCGUGGAGGGGACGACGGUCGUGGGUGGCUCUGUGAGGACGACGACGAACGCGCAGAGACCAGGGUCGACCGUGACGGGUGGGAGCUCGUCGCCUUCGAACGAGAUCGGCGGCUUGCCGCCUACUUCGGCCACUACGACGACCACCAACACGAGCACGAACGACGGCUCGGUCUCGCCUGCGCUCUCUGCCGAUGCGCACCCUACGAUGCUCGUGGACGCGCAUUUUCCGUCGACGUCGUCUACGAAACCUUCGAGGGCGCGGAGCACGGUAGGCUCCAUCCAUCAUAAUAACACCCACCAUCACGGCGCGAGCGUCGUCGCCGGUGAUUCACACACGCCCUCGACAUUGACAGACGAUUCCUCGCCACUCCCCACCGGCGUCUUCACCCUCCUCACGGACUGCUACUCGCCCACAUGCUCACGCGACCGGCUCUGCUACUCGAUAACCUGUCCCCGGCGGCUCGAACAGCAGGCACGAUUGAAUAUGAAGCCGCAGCCGGGGUUGAAGAAGGAGAUGAGCAGGGAGAGUCUGGGAGAAUUGGUCGAGCCGGGGUUGUUGUGGAUCCAUAGCGUGCCGCAGGAGAUUGUGAAUUCGGUGAGCGAUCAGGAGAAGAGGAGGCAGGAGGCGAUUAAUGAGGUUAUUUAUACGGAGAGGGAUUUCGUGAGGGAUAUGGAGUAUUUACGCGAUCUCUGGAUCGCCCCACUGAGGACACUCGACAUCAUCCCCGAACCGCGCCGGUCCGACUUCAUCGAACAAGUCUUCUGGAACAUCCACGACAUCAUAGCCGUGAACACGCGUCUGCGGGACGCGCUCAACAAGCGACAGAAGUCGUACGCCGUCGUGGAGAGCGUGACGGAUAUUUUUGCGGAGAUGGUGCCGCAUUUCGCACCGUUCGUGAGUUAUGGGGCGCAUCAGCUGUAUGGGAAGUAUGAGUUUGAGAAGGAGAAGAGUUCGAAUGCGGCGUUUGCGCAGUUUGUUGAGGAAACCGAACGUCGCCCCGAAUCGCGCAAACUCGAACUAAACGGCUACCUCACGAAACCGACCACCCGUCUCGCGCGCUACCCGCUCUUGCUCGAGGCCGUGCUGAAGCAGACGCCGGCGGACCACCCGGACAAGGAGCGGAUACCGAAGGUCGUCGCGAUGGUCCGCGAGUUUUUGGCAGAGGUGAAUCUGCAGACGGGCAGGGCGGAGAAUAGGUUCAAUUUGUUGCAGUUGGAUCAGCAGUUGGUGUUUAGGCCUGGGGAACAGGUGGACUUGCGGUUGAAGGAGGAAGGGAGAGAGUUGAUUUACAAGGGAGCGUUGAACAGGAGAGGGACGGGUCAGGGGGAUAGUGGAGAGUUGCAGGUGUUCUUGUUCGAUCAUGCGCUGCUCAUGGUCAAGCAGAAGAGCAAGGGCGACCAGUACAAAGUCUACCGACGGCCAAUACCACUCGAACUCCUCUUCAUCUCUACCCAUGAGGAGCAGACCAAUGGCUCCUCGAAGAACGGCACAGUCCGCCAAGCCCGGCUCGUCAAGCAUAACAACUCGACGAGCACCGCCGGGACGUCCUCCGCCGUGACCGCGCACUCCGCGGCGGUCUCGAGCCUGAACCUGCCUUACCCUCCCCAAAUACCGAUCCAGGCGGAGCGGGGCGGGAAGAACUCGUUCGCGAUCACGUUCGUGCAUCUGGGAAGGAAGUACUACCAGAUGACGCUGUACGCGAGCACGCUGGUGAGCCAUAAGAAGUGGGUGGAGAAUGUGACGAGGCAGCAGGAGGCGAUGCGGGAGAGGAGCAUGUUUUUUGAGAUGGAGGCGUUGAAUGAGGGGUUCUUUAUUAGUCCUGGGAAUGCGACGAAUUGUGCGGCGCCGUUUAAUGGCGGACGGAAAGUGGUGUACGGUACCGACGACGGGGUGUACAUCUCGGAUCUGAGGGAUCAGAAUCGGGACCCUGUGAAGGUGCUUGCGCUCACUGACGUCGCACACGUCGAUGUCCUGGACAACUACGGUCUCCUCAUCGUGCUCUCCGAGGGCCAAGUGAUCACAUUCCCACUGGACGCGCUCGACCCGAUGGAUCCCACCGCUGGCCUGAAGCGUGCGAAGCGGAUAGCGUCGCACACGUCGUUCUUCAAGACGGGGACGUGCAUCGGCCGGACGUUCGUCUGCGUCGUCAAGACGAGUCCGCUCUCGAGUACGAUCAAGAUCCUGGAGCCGAUCGAUCAGAACGUGAGGGGGAGGAGUAAGCCGACGUUUAGGAAGCUGUUGCAGGGCGGGAACGAUACGUUGAGGAUAUACAAGGAAUUUUAUAUCCCGGUCCAGUCAAGCUCGAUACAUUUCCUCAAGACGAAACUCUGUGUGGCUUGCGUUAAUGGGUUUGAGAUUAUCGACCCGGAGACGUUGGACACCCAGGGUUUGCUCGAUCCAGGUGAUGAGAGCUUGGAGUUUGUGAGGCGGAGGGCGGAUAAUUUGAAGCCGAAGCCGAUGGCGAUCUAUAGGAUCGAAAACGAGUUUUUGUUGUGCUACGAAGAGUUUGCGUUCUAUAUCAACCGGAACGGAUGGCGGUCAAGAAGAGAUUUCAUGGUACACUGGGAAGGAUCACCCACCGGAUUCGCUCUUCAUUACCCUUACGUCCUCGCCUUCGAGCCUACCUUCGUCGAGAUUCGCAACGUCGAAACAGGAUCGAUGUCCCAGAUCAUCCAAGGCAACGACCUCCGCUGUCUGUUCGCCGAUACGCCACCCUCCGCGAUCCACGCCGGCGCGGCGCGGGUCAACUCUGUGGGAUCGAUCAGCACUGGUGGCUACGGCCAACAGUCGGUCUAUAAUCCUUAUGCUGCUCCCGGCAUUGUGGGCCAUCAUCCGUAUGCUCAGGCAUCGUACGGUGGGGUUAUGAGGGGCGGCGCACCGGGUAUGUAUGCUCAGCAGACAAUGCCUGGACAGGUGCCAGUGUACAUGGGGCAGCAUGGGAUGGGACAACAUGGCAUGCCGUCGCCGGUGCCUAGUCAGUCGUCGUCGAGGAUGUCGCAUCAGGCGAGUGGGCGGGACGAGAUCAUCAUGGCGUCGGGUGAUAGGAUAAUGACGCUGAGGAUGGUACAGCCGGGCUGAGGACGGCAUUGAGUGUGUUGAUUCUCUCUAUUUUUCGUUUUCUGUUCCGAUGGUCAAGGAGGAGGAUGGAUGUGGAUGGUCGUUUUGGUGCUUUUCUGUCGUCGAGUUUGUUGCUGUUUAUUUGUUUUCUGUUCACUGUUUUUUCUUUCCUUUUCGCGAGGUGUUCUUGUUCUUUUUUGGUUGAUUGAUUACUUUAUGGUUGCGACUCGUCCCGUUUCGUCUCGAUACCGCUCGAAAGGGAGACUCCGUCAUAUCACCAUCUGUUCUAUUCUCUCUUCUCUAACUCUCUCUCUCUCUAACUCUCUCUUCAUUUCCGCCUCUCCACGUCUCUUCGUUUCUCCAUCUCAUCUGUUCUCGCACUCAUACAUACAUACAUACAAUUCUGCCCCAACCUAGCAUCAUUCACCCUCAUCCAUACACCGCACACAUUAUCUAUAUAUCCUGCCUCUUCGAGCUCUCGCCCUUCCUUCCUUCCUUCCUUCCUUCUAUCUCUUCCCUCUCUUCUUCUGCCCCAUUUCCUCGUCUCCCCGUCUGCGUGCUUCUGUGUGCUCCUCCGCCCUUACUCUUGCCUCUCUCACUUUAUCCUUGUCUUUUUU